Pieris brassicae (large cabbage white) is the source of this 1325-nucleotide messenger RNA. RefSeq lists its product as uncharacterized. The transcript is spliced from 7 exons. Bases 85 to 1038 code for a protein of 317 amino acids. Lineage: Eukaryota; Metazoa; Arthropoda; Insecta; Lepidoptera; Pieridae. The record is from RefSeq and is a predicted model, not a curated record.
UCGCUCAGUAAACACGCACUUUCACCAGUGAUAAGUCUGGAAGAUAGUGUUCAGUGAUUUGUGUUAACCUAUUUGGAAGCAAGGAUGCAUCAAAAAGUAGCAGGAUGGGCGCUUUUGGCCCUUAUCAGUUCAUCAGCAGUUCUUCACACAUUGGCGUACCCUCAACAUGCACCUCUUAUAUCACAGGCCACAAGCAACGUCCGAACACAAAAUCCUCAGUACUACAGCAACUCGCUACCUCUGCCCCAAGAGCAAAUGGUACAAGAGCGCAAGUUUGCUGAAAAACCCAAUGCAUUGAAAAAAGUAGCCCUUGACGACAUCGACGAAAUUCAGAACAACUCUAUUUCAGAUGGCGGCUUUUCGUGGUCAAAUAUGCUUGGGAUGAUAAUGCAAAUGAUUUUCAAUCCUGGCACCACUGGACCAAACAAGAGUGACAACAUUGACACAGACUCUGUUGCUCCAUCUCCAUGGGCUAACCUUCUUUCAAUGGGCCUCAAAAUCUUAACAGCCAUUCUUGGGGGAGGUGCUUCUAGUGACGGAAUCGAUAAAGUUGAUAAUGGAAACUCCCCAAUGCAGAGUAUUUUGGCUGCGGUUCUGUCGACGAUGCUCGGUGCCAAAGAUCCCGACCAAGUCGCCUCCAUGGCAAAGCAAGCUGGCGAGUUCAUUAACAUCGUUGUGAACCUGUUGGAUGCGUUGAAGACAUCAUUCUCUCACCGAUCCCUGACCGCACGCUCCAUGGGACGUAAAGACUCAGUCAGUGACGCAGCGCUAGCCGGCAUUGCCAUGAUGAAAACCUAUGUGAGGUCCUUCGGUACUAACGACGACAAAUGUCUUCAAAAAUACGUCUGCGAUGCGAAUAGCGAAUGCUCCACAGAUAUUGGACCCAAGAGCGUCUUCUGUCAACUCGGAACGUACGCUGCCAGUUUCGUCCUAGAGAGACAAUCUGGCGGAACAUCCCAACAAUUCUACGAAGCAGGACGUCGAGGCAGGUCUGGCGUUGAUUGCCGCGAAUUGUAUCUUCAAUGCAAUGAAGUGUAACACGCAAAUCAUGCAAAAACCAAAACGAUAAUAUUGUAACGAAAAAUUCCUGUAGAUAUUCAAAAAAUUACGAUUCCAAACUUUAGACAGUUCACAAUUUCCCAUUUCAAAGUUAAUGUUAAAAAUUUAAAUGGUUCGUAAAAUGUAGUACAGCAGAUGCUCAACCCAUUGUUGUGGAUAAGAAAUAUUCUCGUAAUUUAUUUAAAUUAUUUAUUUAUUUAACUUAUUUCUAGUGGUAACUUAGGCAUUUUUAAAUUCCACUCCCAGUGAAAACUUCCGUCCAUACG